This is a messenger RNA of Penicillium brasilianum, 744 nucleotides long. NCBI's taxonomy places the organism in Eukaryota, Fungi, Ascomycota, Eurotiomycetes, Eurotiales, Aspergillaceae. The record is from the annotation of a GenBank genome assembly.
AUGGCUUCAUCAACAACAAUUUUGUUCAUCCCCGGUGCCUGGCACAGUCCCCACUGCUUUGAUAAAGUAGCUAGUCGACUGGAAGACGAGGGCUAUAAAACAGACCUCGUUCACUUGCCGUCUGUGAACCCCAUUGUGCCUGAUUCCGAUUUCGCGGAUGAUGUUGCCCAGAUCAGGAGCCAAAUAGAGGCUGCUGUAAACUCUGGACAAAGAGUGAUUAUCACUGUGCAUUCAUACGGUGGCCUACCAGGAUGCGAGGCCAUUCGCGGCCUGGACUGGGAAACCCGCAAAAUGCAGGGCCGACCAGGCGGCGUGGUUCAUCUAUUCUUCUGUUGCUCGUUCAUUGUUCCACAGGGAAAGUCUUUGAUUAGUUCUUUCGGGGGGAAUGAUCUUCCUUGGUUCCAAAUCUCAGAGGAUCGUCGUCUUGUUACUCCAGCUACACCAAUUGAAACAUUUUACAACGACAUGACUGAAGCAGACGCACAACUUGCUGCCAACACAUUGAAACCCCAUAGUUAUCAAACAUUCCACAGCAAGUUGAACUUCGCCGCGUGGAGGCAUUUGCCGUCCACCUAUCUCUAUUGUCUUAAGGACGCGGCCAUCCCUAUUCAAAUACAGAAGAUGAUGGUCGAAGAGGUUGCCAAGGGGGUCAAUAUCCAUACUGAUGUUGUUGAUUCUUCGCACAGUCCCUUCUACACUGCACCAGACGAGGUGGCUGCGGCUAUUAUGAAGGCGGACCGUUAG